AUGAAAGCAGAGACGAUGCCGACCCGACUAAACUAAACCGAGCAUAACCAAGCGACAAAAGUCAGUCCUUUUGUUCCUACACAAUGAUAGCGUAUCGAAAGCAUCUGUUGGCUCGAAACAGAGGCCACACGGGCGAAAAGAUAACUCUGCAGCCACCAACACCUGGAGAUGCAAAAGGAAAGCACACGCGUACAGCGGGUUUGUCCUCCUGCGUUCGGAGAUUAGCGAUGAAAUUCCGAUUCUACUCCAAUAAGACCAUGUUUUCCAUAAAAACAAUUGCUCUGGUUGUUCUAGCGUUGGUUUGUGUUGGGAUUUGGGACCGGUUCUUCUAUCGAACUGGCUGCGUUCGGCUCGGAGGAGACCAACCAUGGCUCCCUUCUCUUUCUUCACCGUUGUUACCACCGCCGCACCCUUCCACUUUUGCCGUUGUGAUCAACACCUACCGGCGACCAGAACGGCUGCGAAAGACCGUUCGACACUACGCCGAAACCUGCGGAAGGCGAUACGGCGUGGGCCGUGUAUUCGUGGUAUGGGCGGACCAACACAUCGAGCCGCCCACGGACGACUUCUUUUGGGGUACCGGUGGCCCUCCCCUGCGGGCCCUGCAGGGUUACAACAACGGCGACGACACCGCCACUGGUUCCGACGCGAACCGGGUCCCAGUGGAGGUGCUGAAAAAACACAAGAACUCCCUGAACGUACGGUUCGAACCCAUCCCGCAGCUCCAGACGCGGGCGGGGACCACUUCGGUCUUUAUGGUGGACGACGACGUACGGGUGGCCUGUCCCUCGCUGGUCGAGGCCUUUUCGGUCUGGAGGGAGAACCCCGACACGAUGGUUGGCUUUUACCCACGGCUCGCACUUCCGCCCAUCCGGAAGCAUGAUACCAACCCUUACGAUGCGCCGGCAGGGCACGGAGACCUCUUGUACCACCUCUGGCCGAAGGUGUACCUGGCACAAAAAUUCAACAUCAUCCUCACCAAGGCUAGUUUCCUGCACUCAAGGUAUUUGGAGCUAUACACGAGCGACGACUCCUUUCCGAGAGAAAUCAAGGACUACGUCGACGAACACAUGAACUGCGAAGACAUUGCCAUGUCCGUGCUGGUCGCAAACUAUACCAACCAAUACCGCACCACUAGCAAAGACCACACCGACGGUUCCACGCAAAACCCCUCUCGUCCAGUUCUGUACGUCGAGGGAAGCGUUUCCGAUGUGGGCAUGUUUGGCGGGAUCAGCUCUGGACCGGGACACUUUGCGACGCGCACAAAUUGCCUGAACGAGAUCACGAGCAUCGUUCGGGCCCGGGGAUGGGGAUCGCCGCUCGAGAGGGACUUUGACCUGGUGGAGAAUUCCUGUGGGCAGCACUCGCCCGGAUUUUGGUGGCAAUCUGCCCCCAGCAACUCCCUAGAGUGGCUGGGGCUGGUCAAUGUGUUGUCGUAAUGGUGAGCGCCAUGCGACAAAAAUGAAUGGGGUAAACUAUUAUUUUGGAUUGUUUUGAUCUACACUACGAGCAAGCAGUAGCAAAGAGAUGCUGUACUACACUUCAAGCUACUCAAUAAAAUAUACCGAUAGUUGUUGUUUUUGGAUACGCUACCGAUCUCGCUUGCUCCAUCCCUUCGUGUUUCAUUGUGCUAGAUUUGCUUCCUAUACUAAGUUAUCGAUUAGAUGAAAUUGCAGUUUAUUGAGUAGCAGGGACAAAGAAUGGCGGUGGGUCUUUGCACCAUGGAUCGUUGAUUUUCCGUGCUAUAACUCCAUUGUUCUACGUGCUGCCCGGUGCUUACAUCAUCCUAGUGUGCCUUUGAUGGAGUGAAUAAAUGAUUGAUUGAUUGAUUGAUUGAUUCAUACCGAUGCGAUUGAAUGCAACCUAUUCUGGCCGUCUGUCUGAUCGAGCAAAGCGAAAGGAAUCCAUGGCACUACCUAUCUUUAAUCUCUACCUAUAUCAGUUUUUUGUAGUGGUGACUCGAAGAUCCAACGUUGCAAGACGACAGCCCCGCUGUUUUCUCCCA
Messenger RNA from Pseudo-nitzschia multistriata, 2005 nucleotides. The record is from the annotation of a GenBank genome assembly. NCBI's taxonomy places the organism in Eukaryota, Bacillariophyta, Bacillariophyceae, Bacillariales, Bacillariaceae.